Messenger RNA from Colletotrichum karsti, 1212 nucleotides. Its product is annotated as polyketide synthase. The transcript has a single exon. Bases 1 to 1212 code for a protein of 403 amino acids. Lineage: Eukaryota; Fungi; Ascomycota; Sordariomycetes; Glomerellales; Glomerellaceae. The record is from RefSeq and is a predicted model, not a curated record.
AUGUCCACCACAGAAGUCUCCCGGCCGCAACCAGCCACGACCACAGGCAAACUCGCAACCUCCAGUGAGCCGCAAUAUGUCGUCCCCGUUGCCACAGUGAUUUCUACCUUUGAAGCCACAAAGGCGAGCACGGACGACAUCGUCACGCAAGCCGGCUUCGCAGGCUACUACAACAAUGUCCACGAGCGGCAGAAGACCCUCAUCGUCCUGUUGGUCAUCAAGGCAUUCCAGAAGCUGAGAUGCGACGUCGGGAGAACAAAGCCGGGUCAGAAACUAAGACCGAUAAAAUGCGUGCCAAACGUGCAGAAACAACUCGACUUCUGCUAUGAGAUGCUCACGGAAGCCGGCCUCAUCCGACGCGAAGGGGAUCAGUACGUCCGAACCGACGCACCGCUUCCAACGGGCAAUGAGAAGGAAGCUCUCCAACACAUAUUAAACGACUACCCGACUUACACAUCUCUAAACAAACUGGUGGCGCAUGCGGGCAACAACCUAGCCGAGAUCUACGCCGGCCGUACAGACGGCGUGAGAUCCAUCUUCGGGUCCCCCGAAGGCCGGGAGUAUCUCGAAGACAUCUACGGCGCAGCACACCCCAGCAAAGCCUUCCACAAACUCAUGGAAGAUUUCUUCGCCCGCUUCACCAAAGCCAUCAGCGUACCAGACGGGGCACAACUCAAGAUCCUGGAGCUGGGCGCCGGUACCGGCGGAACCACGAAAUGGCUUGCCCCCUUGCUCUCCAGAUCGGAAGUGCCCGUGGAAUACACCUUCACGGAUCUCGCCCACGGGUUCAUCGCGCAAGCCGCGCGCAAGUUCAACGAGUUUCCUUUCAUGACCUUCCGCACGCAAGAUAUCGAGAAGCCUCCGCCCGCUGAGUUGGUGGGAACGCAACAUAUCGUGAUUGCCGUGAACGCGGUGCAUGCGACGCCCGAUAUGGUCAAGUCGCUUCGCAACACGCGACAAUUCUUGCGACCGGAUGGCUUCGCGAUUGUGAUGGAGGUCCAGGAGAGGCUGUGCUGGGCUGACUUUGUGUUUGGACUGUUCGAGGGCUGGUGGCUGUUCCAGGACGGACGUACUCACGCGACUGCGGAUGAGAUGGUUUGGAAGGACGCUUUCAAGGCUGCUGGGUUUGGUCAUGUAGAUUGGACUGGUGGUCAGUUGAGAGAUUCGGGUCUGCAGAGGGUUUUCCUUGCAACUGCAUCGGCCAUCCCAUGA